Messenger RNA from Melanotaenia boesemani (Boeseman's rainbowfish), 1613 nucleotides. Its product is annotated as dynein assembly factor 3, axonemal-like. NCBI's taxonomy places the organism in Eukaryota, Metazoa, Chordata, Actinopteri, Atheriniformes, Melanotaeniidae. The transcript is spliced from 12 exons. Gene Ontology annotation, biological process: motile cilium assembly; axonemal dynein complex assembly. The record is from RefSeq and is a predicted model, not a curated record. The coding region runs from base 21 to 1367 and encodes 448 amino acids.
UAUCAAAACAGUGGAAAAGGAUGAGCGCGGGACAGGUGUCUGAGGGCCCGGGUUGCAUCACUUGGUGGGGCUUCAGUCCAGCGUGCGACUUGCUAACUGCGGGCCCUGUCAGAUAUGAAGGACAUGUCAAUGUUUUACUGGUUGGCAGUGGGGAUCCAAGACAUAUUUUGAAGACCAUUGCUGGUUUGCAGGACAAGCAAAGUCUUCAUGUAUGGGUGAUAGAAAACAGCAUGGAGGUGGUGGCUAGGCAGCUCUUGCUUCUUUACCUAGCACUGGUGCCCAAGGAAAUCAUGGGAAUUAAUGAGAAGACAGAGGUUUUCCUGGAGGUGUUUGGAAAUAGUGAAAUUCGCAGUCAGACAGAGGAGACACUGCGACAAGCAGCAUCGCAGCUCUCUCUGUUUGUUACUGAAACACUGGAAGCAGCCAUGCAUGCCUGCCUGGACACAGCUCUUCUCAAGUUUAAGGAGCGAGAUGAGCUAGCCAGGAUAUUCAAGUUGUGGAUUCAGUCAUCCUUGUCUGAGCCUGCUCCUGUGUUAAUGGCCAAAGCCUGGGAUUAUCGGGUCAGGCAACAUCUAGGUACCCGCUAUGACUCCAAGAAGGGCUGCUUUGACUGGGACCUUACAAUGAAGCUGCAUGAGAAAGGGUGUGGUGUCAUUAACAAACACCAGUAUGUGCGAUGGAGAGCGCAGGGAUUGGCAUUUGAAAUGAGGGAAGGUAUCUACCAAAUAACCAAUCCAACUUUGCUCUCAUCCAGAAUUUUUAGUCGGAGAGGAGACAAAGUGGCAGUGAGAGGUUACUGGGGAGAUAUUGUAUCUAGUCCGUAUAUUUCCUUUGGAAUUGAAACUGAUGACAAGAGUCUGCUGAAGACACAGAAUGGGCAACACAUCAAGACAGCCCAGGAUAUUUCCUUUGCAAACCUCCAAGCAUUAUUCCAGUCUCUGUCCAGUAGAAGGAGCUGCCUUGUUACUUCUCAAUCAGACACCGAGGCAGAGGAUGCAUCCACACAUCCUGACCAGAAACCUGUCAGGAUUAACGACUUGAUGGAUGUAAAUGGGGUCUCUGUGACAUUCCUGCCUUUGGAUUCACUUCAAAAACUGUGGGAAAAAAAGAAAUACUCACAAUACUUCAACAUAAUUUACUUCUCUACCAGCUGUGUGCACCAGUUGCACCCCAUGAUGAGACAGAUUGCAGCACCAGACGCUCUGCUUGUCGUGGAAUUGGCCAAGUACAUUUUAGAUCUGAACAAAGAGCAGGAAGCAGGCUUUGCGAAGAGAGUGGCUUGCAUGGCUCUGGAGGCUGGAUUUGAACCGUGUUGUGAGGGGAGCAGCAAUGAUGCCCAUGCAGUUUUCAUUCAGCAGAAGGAUUGAAGGUGGUUUAUUUCAUAACAGCGGUUUAUUCUUCUCCUGUUGCAAGCAGCCAUCAUAAAAUUGCAGCAAGUUAGCUUAAUGUUUUUUUGGGUUUUUUUGUUUGUUUUUUUGUACUUUUUAUACUUUUACUUCUCCUUCAUAAGCUUUUUUUUAAAUUAUCACAAAAGGAUAAAAAGUAUAUAUAAAUGGAAAGACAUCCCUAAGUGUCAUGAUAGUCAUACACAAUAGCACAGUAUCUCACUAUCC